CGCGGCGGCGGAAGCCAUGCUCAAGCCCAAGGACCUGUGUCCCCGAGCGGGUACCCGCACCUUCCUGGAGGCCAUGCAAGCGGGCAAAGUGCACUUGGCCCGCUUCGUGCUGGACGCGCUGGACCGCAGCAUCAUCGACUGCCGCGCGGAGCAGGGCCGCACGCCGCUCAUGGUGGCCGUGGGGCUGCCGGACCCCGCUAUGCGCUCCCGCUUUGUGCGGCUGCUGCUGGAGCAGGGAGCAGCUGUGAACCUGCGGGACGAGCGCGGCCGCACGGCUCUCAGCCUGGCUUGCGAGCGAGGCCACCUGGACGCCGUGCAGCUCCUGGUGCAGUACAGCGGCGAUCCCGAGGCCACCGACUCAGCGGGCAACAGCCCCGUGAUGUGGGCAGCGGCGUGCGGCCACGGAGCGGUGCUCGAGUUCCUGGUGCGCUCCUUCCGCCGCCUGGGCCUGCGCCUGGACCGUACCAACCGCGCGGGCCUCACGGCUUUGCAGCUGGCUGCAGCGCGCGGCCACGGGACCUGCGUGCAGGCGCUCACCGGGCCCUGGGGUAGGGCCGCAGCCGCCGCGGCUGCCCGGGGCUCCAACUCCGACAGCCCGCCAGGCCGCCCGGCCCCCGCCCCGAGCCCGGAGCGUCGACGACCCAGCCCACGCCGCCUGCCGCGGCCUCUCCUGGCACGCUUUGCGCGAGCGGCAGGCGGCCACGGUCACGGCCAUGGUCACAGCGGUGAGGCCGCCCCAGCGGGCAAAAGCUCGGGCCGGCAUCGGGCACCAGGUGGCGAGCGGCCGGAGUUGGGCCGCAGCAUGAGCCUAGCGCUGGGAGCCAUGACCGAGGAGGAGGCGGCGCGCCUACGGGCAGGAGUCCUAAUGGCCCGACCAAACUCACCCCAGUCUGCGGGGACUGGGCGGUGGCGUUCGCAGGAGGUGCUGGAGGGAGCGCCCCCAACUUUAGUGCAAGUCCCCAUCGGCCUUAGUCCCCACCCGGAGGGCGGACCUGGCUCUGGCCGCCUGGGUUUGCGCCGACGUUCCACAGCUCCAGACAUCCCCAGCCUGGUCGGGGAGGGUUCGGGACCAGAGAGCGGCCCGGAGUUAGAGGCCAACGCACUGCCCCUCUCGGUUCCUGGGCCUAAGCCCUGGCAGGCGGGCACCGAGGCUGCAGUGCUGCAAGCCCAGCGGUAAGCAGCAAGGGCCGAGCCCUGCUCCUUCCCGUCCCUCACUUCCAGGUCCUCACUUUCUCGCAGCCUGCCCCCAGCCCUCUCAGAACCUGUCCCCACUGUCAAAGCGAGACCUCCACCAGUCCUCCACCAGAAGUAAAAAAGGGGUCCCACCUCCUCUAUGCGCUUUGCUAUUGCGGGUCUAGAUCCCUCACCCUCCGUAGGACCUGCCUUUCCUGUGCCUGAAAGGCGAGGAGCGAGGCUUCCACGUUCAGCCAGGAAGGUGCACAGGAGGCUCGCCUUUCUAGGUUAUGGGAGUCUACUGUCGGCCCCUUCCCCUCGCUGAGUUCCCAGCACCCUGGCAGCAGAAGGGCUGACUUUUCCAAGGCCCGGCCUCGCUGGCGAUAAUGAUACUGAUGCAACCAACCGCCAAAGUCUCCCUCUUGCUCAUUGUUCGGAGGGGAAAUUUCAGCACCUCUCUAGACGGGAGGGCUGAUGAGGAAGGAAUCUGGUGGUUAAAUUUUUCCAGGGUAGAAACUCCCGCUUCAAGACAAAGCAUUUUGGGGGUGGCAGAGUUUCUGGUGUUGGCCACCAGUUGUCCUUUGCACCAGCUCCUGGGUAACACGUUUCCUCUGCCUCUUGCCCCAGGAUUCAACUUCACUGACAGUGUAGGGUCAUGUCUCCCCCAGACCCCUGGCCGGCCAGCCUGCUUCUCAGCUCCGAUGCAUUUGAAGUCCAUCUUGGUGGGUCAACGCCUCACUUCCUGCCGGCCCAGCCUUAAUUCCACGCACUCCCUUCCCAGAGGCUCGAAAUGGAAAAGACUUAGCACUUCCCCGCCUCCCACCGCCUCCUAGCUCCCCCGAUCCGCACGUGGGUGCUCGGGUAGGGUGGAACGGUUGCGAAGGCUUUUUACUUAAUUGCAUUUCUUCCAACCCGCAAAGAAUUCGUGUUUUGAGGCUUUGUAUGUGAAGCUAAAAGCAGCGGGUCUGAUACGUGGCUUAAGAACCUGACAAUAUCUCUUUAAAUAGAAGCUCCGCGAGGGGGAUAAUUGACUGAAGUGUUUGCGACGUUAACCGGCGGCGCGCGGGAGUCGGGAGCCCACACGAGCUGCAGGUCUCGAUUUAAAUUACAUCCGACUUCGGUAAAAGCUGAAAGGGGCCAGUUCGGCGUCCCCUACUCCUUGCUGGGCUGUUAAUAGAAGGCCGGGCGGAUGCUAGAGUUCGAGACCAAGGACCCCUGCCUCUGCCCCGCUGCGUGGGACGCAGGCCUCGCCCAGCUUCCAGCUUUCAUUUUAUUGCUGGGCAGAGUAAACGAAAGGUUCUCACCGAUAACUUCGUGGGAGCCGCCCACAGCGCGAACGGCCCUGCUGAGAAGUUAGGGCUGGGGUGAGCGCCGGAGCGGGGCUCGCGCAGGCCGCACGGCACCUCCCGGGUCGGGCCCUACACCCGCGGUGCCUGGGCGGCCCGCGCGGCCGCACCCUGGACGUGAUCCCCGGUGCCCCCUGGUGGUUAGCGAUCUCCUCGCUGCUCCCCGGCCCAGUCUUCUGGAUUUUGGGGGAUCACUAAUGUGUACUUCUCCCUCCGUGUGCAUUUCCCAUGGGAUCCUCUCCGUCCUGUAGAACACUAAAUCCGGAUACUUGAAGUCACUUCGCAGCAGAGAAGUGUGGGACAGCGAACCAAAAACACGAACAGCAACAACAAACGCUCACUGGGGGUAGCAGGAGCCCAGAGCCUUCACUAAGAAACCCCACUUGAUCCCCUCGUUAAGGCUCCCUGUCCCGAGAGCUCGUGAUGUCUUCUGAAAAAGCUGUAGCUUCCAGUCUUUCCCUUUCUCAACACUGGAACCUGCCGAUUACACGCAGUUUUCUUACAAUAGCUAUUUUCUUCUCUGAGGUGUUUUGCCCUUUCCUCCGUUGCCCCAAACAAAUGCUGUCCUCUGUCCCGGGUCUGGAUGGUGGAUGACUAAUCGGAGAGCGCCUGCAAACCCUGAUGGAGAGUCAUGCCUAGGGUGGGGGUAAUGAUGCUCCAAAUGCAAACUGCCUCCUUCUGCUCUCUGCUUGCUCAUUUACUCCCCUUCCACUGUGCUUGAUGCCGUUGUUAAUGGUGUUCGAAUAUAAGUAUUUUGGCUUAAAACAGCCCGAGGUCUGGGUCACACACUGUAUCAGAGGCUCUGUCUUCUUUCCAGGGCCAUGGACAUGUGGCUUUCCGGUGAACAUCACCUCAGGCUCUCUCUGUGGGAGAAACAGCUCUGUGGAGUGGCCUAGAGCUGAGUGGUUGGUUGAAAGUGAUGUUUCUAAAAAAAAAACUUGGGCUCUCUCCUGUCUGAAUCGAGCUGCGUGUCUGACUGCCUUGCUGUAUUUACAGACACCUUUGUUAUGGGCCCAGCUCACUGCAGAACACAGUCCACCACACUUUGCCCCCUGGAACUUCCUCUCAUUGUCAGCCUAGGGCGCCGAGGCUGGGGUCUGCUCUGGGGCUCCCCAGCACAGAAGAGACUUUGCUAAGCAAUUUGCUCUUCCUACUCUUGUUGCUUUCGACUUUGUGAAGAAUCACCCAGGCCACUGAAGCUCAGCACUUGUUGGUGUGGGAGGCUGCAGGACGUAUGUACACCCUUCGGGUGAUACUGUGUGGGAUACGGACUAGGGAGUAGCUAAUAAACCCAGUAUUAUUCCAUUGUGA
Chinchilla lanigera (long-tailed chinchilla) is the source of this 3830-nucleotide messenger RNA. RefSeq names its product ankyrin repeat domain 63 (gene Ankrd63). Lineage: Eukaryota; Metazoa; Chordata; Mammalia; Rodentia; Chinchillidae. Gene Ontology annotation, molecular function: protein binding. Bases 17 to 1177 code for a protein of 386 amino acids. The transcript is spliced from 2 exons. The record is from RefSeq and is a predicted model, not a curated record. Gene Ontology annotation, biological process: regulation of gene expression. Gene Ontology annotation, cellular component: nucleus.